AAAAGAGACUCCAGGAACACACACAUGAGCACACACACACACACACUGGCUGGAGAAAACUGGAGUAGUGGCAAAAAGAAGGAAAAAGAGAAAAGGAGAGGCUCAGGAUUUCUUUAAGACACAGACAUGCAUACACUCAUGAAAUGCUUUGUGGCUGUUUGUGGCAGUCUGUUAAGCCUCCUCCCACCCUGCUACAGUGUUUACAGCAGUGGAGAAUGCUACUUUAAUGCCAAAGCUACCUGUGAACACAAGGGGAAGCUGUUUGAUAUAGGAGAAAGUUGGCUGAAUGAUGAGUGUUUCCAGUGUGUGUGUUUCGAGCCAAUUGGAGUGGGCUGCUGUGAACAUGGAAAACAACCAGUGGAUUUUCCAGACUGGUGUGAAGCCAUCCGGAAACCAGGCUCCUGCACAGUGGCUGUGGUGAUGAAGGCCAAUCGGAAACUACCCUGCCUGUUUGGGAGGAAGAACGAGCUGCUGCUGAGAGAAGGACCUGCAUGGAAAUCAGAAAAUGAUCCACUCUUCUAAACACAAAGAGAAAGAGAGAGAUUUCCUGUCACCCAAGACUUUAAUUAAUCAUGUUUAACACUGAAGAGGCUGGCUCUGUGAUCCACUACCCAUGUUCCAACUAUAAGAGAUUCACCAGUAAUAUAUUGCUGUCUACUGUAUUUGGUGCCACUUCAUAAAAAAUAACUACCUUUAUAAAGGGCUCUUGACUAGCUAAAUUUGUUAAUUCAAUAAUGGUAAUUAAUUAGGCCAUACAAAAAACAGUCUCCUGUGGCUGCACCAUUAAUUGUCCUACAACUAUCCAUACUGUUAUAACUCAGAUGUUGCUGGUUUCUGAUUAUAACAUGCAUGCUCCAUCAGUCAGAAUUCUACCUGCCAGCUUUAGCAGAGCUCUCUUCAUACGUUACUAUACAGUAUAACACUAACAGAAGCUUUGUUUGUCGUAAAAGACCAUAACAUACACCAGCAUAUGAUGGUGUUACAAAUGGGUCCUUUAAAAUGCCAUAUAAACAUAUACAUUGUAGCCACUUAUUAGUACCUUUGCAUACUAAAUUCUAGGCAAUGUUGUAUCAUCAUAUUCUCAGCACUGUUGGUGUUGAGGUCUAUAGCUCAUUAACUAAUAGUGACAGCCCCCUUUUGGUGUAUAAACUCUUUACAAAAUGGGCAUUUGUAAAGUUUGGCCUAGCUAAAACAAAAAAAAAAUCCAAAGUAAGAAAAGGAGCCAGCAAGAUCCGAACUUUCACAGUAAAGAUGAAAAAGAACUCACUAUUUGGUAGAAGGUGUCUAUGAUGUUUAUGACUUAAUUUAUAUCUACAAAUAAACUAUUAUUUAAGCAUUUAUAAACCUGUAAACAGAUAGUCAUAGUCCGAAGUUAUAUCAAUAUUUAUAAAUGAAUAUGUUAAGCUGUAUAGGGUCUAAUAUUUGAAACAAGCAGGUUUUCUCCAGAAUCAGUUGAUACACAUCUGGAACUGUGAAGAAUUUUUCUCUGCAUAAAUACCUGUAACAUACAAUUACUGUCCCUUGUUUAUUUUCUGAUAUAUAGCUCUCUACAGACCAGUCUUCAAAAGCAUGGAUGCUAUUUUCACUCUGCUAAAAUCUUUUGGUGAAAGUCAAAAACAAUAGUCAGCUUACAUUUUAAUGUUGAGUAUUAGAGCAUUCACAGACUUUU
This is a messenger RNA of Astyanax mexicanus (Mexican tetra), 1669 nucleotides long. It is a transcript of the gene msmp2, whose product is annotated as microseminoprotein, prostate associated 2. The coding region runs from base 127 to 522 and encodes 131 amino acids. Lineage: Eukaryota; Metazoa; Chordata; Actinopteri; Characiformes; Acestrorhamphidae. The record is from RefSeq and is a predicted model, not a curated record. The transcript is spliced from 4 exons.